UUAUGUUAGCUCUACUAAACACGGUCACUCGUAGUUUUGUACAGAUGUACAAAUCUACUCGAAAGUUUUAGAGCUGACUCGAAAUUUCAAAAAAGGUGUAAUUGUUUAAGGCAUAAAAGCUAACAUGACUGCCGCAAUUUCGUUGUGGGGAAUUGUUUUCCUUUCCUCCCAACUUCGGAUAUCUUGGACAGAAAGUACUACAUGUGUGAGUGAUGACGUGUUCACAAAACUCAAAGAAGUAGACAAACUCAUCCAUCAGAUCAUAGGAUUUCCUCCGGAAAUAAGACAAAUACCGACGGAUUGUACCGAUAUUAAAAAUCAGGGGAUUGAAAAGUCUGGCAUUUAUGAAAUACGAGUUAUGAAAAAUGAAACAACACCUUUUUGUUUCAAAGUGUAUUGCGAUAUGAAAACAGAUGGCGGCGGAUGGACGGCGAGUACAAAUAAACACUUGUGUUAUUAUCACUUUGUAUUCCAAAGAAGAGGAGAUUUUGAACAACCUGUUUCCUAUUUCUAUAAAAAUUGGAAAAGUUAUGCGGAAGGAUUCGGAAAACUGGACGAAGAUUUUUGGUUAGGCAAUGAAAAAUUAUAUUAUUUAACAAAUCAAGGAAACUAUUCUCUCAGGAUUGAUAUGAAAGACAAAAAAGAUAAUACUUCAUACGCCGAAUACGGAAAAUUCAGAAUUGAAAACGAACAAAAUUUGUACAAGUUACAUGUAAGGAAUUAUAGUGGUGUAGCUGAAACGUCAGCGCAAGAAGCAUGA
This is a messenger RNA of Centruroides sculpturatus (bark scorpion), 760 nucleotides long. RefSeq names its product techylectin-5A-like. The transcript has 5 exons. The coding region runs from base 125 to 760 and encodes 211 amino acids. The record is from RefSeq and is a predicted model, not a curated record. NCBI's taxonomy places the organism in Eukaryota, Metazoa, Arthropoda, Arachnida, Scorpiones, Buthidae.